UAUUUAAAAACUCUUAUGUUUACAGUCAAUAAUACAAGUCAUUCUAAUGGUUGUAGAAAUUUGUUGGAUGUUAAGCCUUUUUUUUUCUUUCUUCUUCAGGUCAUUCGUAAAGAACCAGGCCACAGUAGGGCAAGAGUGUUUAAAGAGGUAGAAACAUUCCAUCAUUGUCAUGGCCGUCAAAACAUUAUCCAGUUAAUUGAAUUUUUUGAAGAAGAUGACAGAUUCUAUUUGGUCUUUGAAAAAGUCAAAGGAGGACCUCUUCUUGCUCACUUGGAGAAACGGGUAUACUUCACAGAGCAUGAAGCAAGUUUGGUUAUAAGAGAUGUGGCCAGUGCUUUGAAGUUUUUACAUCACAAAGGAAUUGCUCAUAGAGACCUCAAGCCUGAAAACUUACUAUGUUACAGUGAAGAUGAGGUUUGCCCUGUUAAAAUUUGUGAUUUUGACUUGGGAAGUGGAAUUGUUUUUGGAAGUACAACCCCAGUCAGUACUCCAGAGCUGUUAACUCCUGUGGGCUCAGCCGAGUUUAUGGCCCCAGAAGUGGUAGAAGCUUUCAUUGGAGAAGCCACUCCUUAUGAUAAACGAUGUGAUAUGUGGAGCUUGGGUGUAAUCAUGUAUAUAUUGCUGUGUGGAUACCCUCCUUUUUACGGGCGAUGUGGAAGCGAUUGUGGAUGGGAGCGUGGCGAGUUUUGUGAGGCAUGUCAAGAGAUGCUCUUCACCUGUAUCCAAGAGGGUGAUUAUGAUUUUCCAGAGCGAGAAUGGUCCUGUGUUUCUGAAGAAGCUAAAGACUUGAUACGGCAUUUGUUGGUAAAAGAUGCGAGUCAGCGUUACACGGCCGAGAUGGUUUUAAAUCAUCCGUGGGUAGCACAUGGGGGACCAACCAAGCCAUUAGAUACACCUAGUAUCUUGAGGAGGUGUGUAUUUUAAUAUAACUAUCAUUUA
Limulus polyphemus (Atlantic horseshoe crab) is the source of this 939-nucleotide messenger RNA. RefSeq names its product MAP kinase-interacting serine/threonine-protein kinase 2-like. Gene Ontology annotation, molecular function: ATP binding; calcium/calmodulin-dependent protein kinase activity; calcium-dependent protein serine/threonine kinase activity. Gene Ontology annotation, biological process: intracellular signal transduction; peptidyl-serine phosphorylation; protein autophosphorylation. Bases 16 to 924 code for a protein of 302 amino acids. Gene Ontology annotation, cellular component: cytoplasm; nucleus. The record is from RefSeq and is a predicted model, not a curated record. NCBI's taxonomy places the organism in Eukaryota, Metazoa, Arthropoda, Merostomata, Xiphosura, Limulidae. The transcript is spliced from 6 exons.